AUGUGUCCACCGGCAGCACGCGCUCUCCGUGCGCUCCUGCUCGCGCUUUGCGCCCUCAGCCCGAUAAUCACAGCCUUUAAACCACUUCAUCCACGCAAUGUGAAGCUAACGUCAGUGAAUAAGGGCUUAAAGGUGACCUGGGAACCACCUAAUGAGUUGGACGGUCGGCCAGUUGAUCGAUACAGUAUUGGCUACGGAAAGUCCAUGAGGUCUUUACGCUUCAUCAAGGUGGACAAGGACCGCCGCUCCGAGGUACUAGAGGAUGUAGAACCUGGAGUCCUGCACUUUCUCAAGAUGAGUUCUGAAAAUGAGGAGGGAAUGAGUAAACCAGUCUACAGAGCAGAAACUCCAGGAGGUGGGGAAUGGGUAAAACUGGACGGCUUUGCUGUUGAAGGUGGGAACAGCUCCUCACCAGGUAGGAGGUCACCUGAAAUCUCCUCUAACGUAAGCCCAAGUCCUACAGUUCAGAAACCAAAGUUGUUACGGCAGAGAGCCCCACAGUCCUCCUCAGGCCCAGAGGCUCCACGCAGAGGAGGAUAUCUGCCCAUCCGCUCUCAGAACAAGCAUAGGAUGGACCUAAGUCAGCCCCAGGCUGACCAGCGCAAUGGUAACAAACCUAAACUAGCAUCUGAGUCCAUCCAUGUGGUAUCACUUCAGGCACAAAAACCCCAACAGAGGAAAAUACCAGCGAUCAAGACUGUCAAAACCGAAAUCCCUCCUCCAGAGCAUGAAGAAGUAGAGGAGGUGGAAGACACCACAGUGAGGAUUCUGUCUCCCCAGUCUGUUGUAAUCACAUGGGUGGAUCCACUGGUCCAGAAACAGAAAAGUGUCCCUGAAGGUACCAGGCAGUACACUGUCAGAUAUAGAGAAAAGGGAGAAUCUGCUCGCUGGGAAUAUAAGGACACUGCACAGAAACGGCUUGUGAUUGAGAAGCUCUCUGCUGAUGGAAUGUAUGAAUUCUCUGUUCGAAUCACCCAGGGAGACCAACAUGGAAAAUGGAGUGUAUCUGUAUUCCAAAGGACUCCUGAAUCAGCUCCCUCCGGUCCUCCUGAGAACUUUGAGGUAACGGCACUUAAAGGGAAAGGCACAGCAGUCACUGCAACAUGGGACCCACCUGAUGAGCCCAAUGGUAAAAUCAGAGAAUACAUUCUGUCUUAUGCUCCAGCCCUGAAACCCUUUGGAGCAAAGUCAGUAACAUAUCGUGGUACUACGACCUCAGCCACCAUAGAUGGACUGACACCUGGUGAUCGCUAUAUCUUCAAAAUCCGAGCAGCCAACAGGAAAGGACAAGGACCACAGUCUAAAACCUUGAGUGUUGCAAUGCCACAAACCAGCACUACUGCCUCACGGCAUUCUAUUUUGUCCAAGAGUCCCUCCAGAACAUCUAUAAAUGAUGACUUAGAAGAUGAGGAUGCGGAAGACACAGAAGACUCUCAUAUGUCUACCACUACCUCUCCACCCACAAACAAGAAAUCUCGCCCCCUGUCUCAAACAAGGUCCUAUCACAGCAUUUUUUCAUCUAUAAGGGGCUCGGUCAGGAAUUCAGGUUCUAACUCUAGGACAGCCAUUAGCAGUGAUAGAGAAGAAAAUGAAGAAGAGACACCAACAGACAUUCCAAAAGAAGCUAAAGAAACAGCAAAUGAAGCUGUUGAGGAUAUGCAACCUGAAAGUACCAACAAUGUUCCAUCAAAAACUGGACAGGAAGAACAACAAAAGGCUUCAACUGGAGCUAAAGAAUCAAGCUCUAUUCUUAAAAGUUCAUUACCCAAGACUCAUUCCUCCCCUCCAGUGUUUAAAGAUGCCCAACACCAGUCUCAGUCACUGACACCUCGCACAUCACCUGUUGUCGGUGCUGGCCGUUUAAGACGACCACCUUAUGGUACCUCAGGGUCACGGCUAAGGAAUCAAAAAGAAGCAUCUUCUAGUUUACCUAGCAGCCAAGGCCAUGAGAAGAAAGUCCACACCAGCUCCUCUAAUGAAGAUAAAGUCAGUCUUACAGUAGAAAAAUCAUCUACCCCAUCACCUCAGGAAAUAAAGAUGGAAAAAGAGAGAGAGUCUUCAUCUAUGUCUUUGCCAUUGUCAUCCGCUGGAAUAAGUAGAAUUAACACCCCAACAAGUCAUGCCAGUAACUCAGGCCCUGGACCUGUCUAUGUAAAUGGCAGAAGACUACCUCAACCUAAGGGCAACAGAUAUCAAGCAGGACGACAAAAAACAGGUUUAACCUCAUCUGCUUCAUCACAAUCUUCAGCAGGAACCAGUACUGAUGACAAGGAUACUCACUCAACAAGGACUGUAGAUAUAAAACAUGACAAUACAAAUGAUCAGAAGAAAAAGAUCAAGAACAAUGAAGACCCACCCUAUCAGUAUACCACUACUCGUCCCCAUUCAAUCAAAGAAGACAAUACACGGGACCUUGGUAGCAAUAAUUAUAGACAAGACAAGGAUCUUAACAGUUAUUUGCCUUCAUCUCAUAUUCCUUCUACAGCAAGCCCAGGAAAUGGUUCCGCCUUGUCUAACAGAAAUUCCAGGAUAGUUUUUGGAAGUAGCCAAAGGAAAGAUGGCAGGAUCCCAUGGAGCAGGACUGCUUCUUCUGUAGGUGCAGGGAGGCCAAUUCUGAGAGGAAUACCAUCAAAUCCAACUUUAGGAGAGAAUGUCAGUGAUAAAAGCAAAACCUCUUCAACAAGCUAUACAAAAAAACAUUUGGUUGAUACUAAUCUUGAAAAACCCACAGUAAACAGCAGACAAGCAGCUUCAAGUAAUGAGCCAGCAACCUCUAACGAUCACACUGACAAAGAGGAAACAACCUCUAGCGAUGACCACAAACAUGAUCACCUCUCUGAGGUCAGCAAAGAAUCCCAUGAGAAAAGCAACAAGAAUUCUCCAACAACUGCAUCCCCCAAAACAAUUGCUCCUGUUAAAGAGAUUCAGCGGCCUGGACAAACCUCCCAGAACAGCUCUCACUCAUCCUAUGCACUAAAUAGACUCGGUUUGGGUUUUAAAGGAAAGGUUCGUUCUCCUCUAAUGGCCGAACGUCUGAAGGAGUUGCAGUUGCAGGGUAGGUUACAGACAGUGAAAAAUGCACAGCAGGGGUCUGCUGCUAAACAAAACUCCCCUUCUUCAUCUGCUUCAACGUCUUCAUCCUCUUCUGCCUCUCAGCCCAACGACCAUAAAGCUCCAACGUCAGAUCAAGCUCCAGCUAGAAAUCCAGUGGUGAGAUCACGCUAUCCAAGCAGAUCAGACAAAAAUUUACGAGGAAAAACACCAAUCAGCUUGCAUAAACCUAGUUAUGGGCAAGGCAAGAAUGGGCGACCAAAUCUAACAGCUACAAAUGGCAAAGUUGUAUCACCAUCAAAUGAAAAUACAAAAGAAAAUGGAGUCAAACAUAUUACAGGGCCUGAUGGAACCAAAUGGGUUGUAGAUUUGGAUAAAGGAGUUCUAAUGAAUGAAGAUGGAAGGGUUUUGCAGGAUUCGAGAGGGCGGCCCAGAAAAGUGGUGCUUGGAGAAGAUGGAAAAACUAUCUUUGAUGAGCAGGGUACCCCAUUAGUAAACCAAGAAGGUAUGGCUUUGUUUGGUCAUGGGAGGGACAGUCGGCCUGUGGUUAACCCCAAAGAAAAGUAUCUGACUGUGGGAGGGAAGCCAAUAGUGGGCCUGGACCGUCCUACACCCAGUACUACAACGACAACAACCACAACGACAACAACUACAACUAGACGUACAACUACACCCACAACCACCACCACAACCACUGCUGAACCAACAACAACAGAAAUGACAACUUUUGAAUCCACAACUGAAGCUCUCCCUACCUGUCCCCCUGGAACAUUUGCAAGGCUGGAUAAGGAUGGUAUUCCGGUUAUGGAUAUUUAUGGAAUACUGGAUUGCUACCCAAGUGAUGAGUUUUUGAUGGAGACCACCAUGUUCCCCACCACCACUCAGCUGCCCACCACCACUCAGCUCCCCACCACCACUCAGCUCCCCACCACCACUCACUCCCCCACUACUGAGUUACGCUUCUUCAACAACAACCACCCAAUCUCUGAGUUUGAUGCCGCUGGCAAGAAACGCUUCACAGCUCCAUAUGUGAACUACAUCCAGAAGGAUCCUGGUGCUCCAUGUUCCCUGACUGAAGCUCUAGAGUACCUGCAGGUGGAUGUGCUAGCUGAUCUCAUUGAGAAGGACUCUGUCACAGCAAGCCAAAAGCAGCCACCCAAACACAAACCCCACAACAUCACCGUGAUUGCUAUGGAGGGCUGUCACUCAUUUGUUAUCUUGGACUGGGCCCGUCCAUUGAAGGAUGACAUGGUGUCAGGGUAUAUGGUGCACAGUGCCUCCUAUGAUGAUGUCCUGAACAACAGAUGGUCAGCUAGUCUCUCAUCUGGCACCCACCUAGCGAUGGAGAACCUCAAGCCAAACUCCAGGUAUUACUUCAGAGUCCAAGCAAAGAAUAUUUUUGGUCUCGGACCGAUCAGCGAAACAAUAACUUAUGUUACAGAAUCAGAUGACCCUCUUCUUAUCGAGAGACCUCCAGGUGGCGAGCCUAUUUGGAUUCCUUUCACCUUUCGGUACAACCCUGCCCACAGUUCCUGUAAAGGAAGUCAGUUUGUCAAGCGCACCUGGUACAGGAAGUUUGUGGGUGUGGUCCUGUGCAACUCACUGCGCUACAAGAUCUUUAUGGGAGAAGGACUUAAGGAAACGUUCUACAGUAUUGCUGAUUCUUUUGGAAAUGGAGAAGACCACUGUCAGUUUGUAGACUCACAUUUGGAUGGAAGAACAGGACCACAAACCCUUUCCUUCUACCUACCCCAAGCUCAAGGUUACUAUCGAUCGUAUAGACAAGAGCCCGUAGGUUUUGGGCCCAUUGGCAGGCGUACAGCUCAUCAGUUUGUGGGCUGGUAUGAGUGCGGGGUCCCAAUCCCUGGAAAAUGGUAACAAAGGACAUUCUGAAUGCCAGUUAUCUCUGGCGGCUACAAUUCAUCCUCCUACAAUCUCUCUGUUUGCCAAGUCCAUAAAUGAACUAUUGCCAACCACAGCAAGUACAGCCUAAACUAACAUACUGUUUCUGUCAGUGAGGAUAUAAUACUUAAAAUAACAUUUUCUCUUUAACUGUUGCAUUAUUAAGCACUUUUAAAAAGCAGUCUGUAUAUGAGGAAAUACAAGCAUGUUUGCUCAGUUUAUUAACAUCAGCAGGAACAUUUUAUCCUGAACAACUGCCAGUGAAAAUGGCUUUGAUGGCUUCUUAUUACUGCUGGUGAUCCUAAGUUGAUACAAAUCACAAGCCUUAAAAUUGCAAUGACCUAUACAAUAAUGAUGUAACAAAUUGUCCAUGAACAUAUUUUUUGUAAUUUUUUAAAUAACUUUGUACUCGUGUUUUCUAUCCUCUUACCUUGAAUGGCAGUUGGCUUGGAAAUAUUGCCCAUAUUAGGGCAGAUAAAAAAGGUAAUUUUAUUUGCUCAGGAAAGGUCGAAUACUGAAUAAAGAUAUUAUGUACAUCAAUAAUGUUUUUUUUUUUUUUUAAAUAAUGUUACCAUUUUAAUAUGUGAGAAAAAUAAGGGGAGGUUUCAUUGAUCUGAAAAUUACCAACCUUACGGAUGGGUGUUUUUUUACUCAUAACAGAAAAAGGUCAUUUGAACAGGUGAGAGAAUAAUACAUAGGUUGGCCAUUAGCACAAGGAAUUCUCUACGGUCUGGUAAUAUUAUGAAUUUAUAAUAGAGUUAUCAUCUUUAUUACUUUGUAAAAUUCAUCAUGCAAGUCACUUACUUCCCUUGUUGACACCCAUUCUAAGAACAAAAGUUAAUGGUUCAUUUAUUUAAGAUUAAAAUUGAUUCAUAAUUUCCAACACUGUCAAAUACGUUUCCUAUUAUUCAUGGACAAUAUUUCUACACUUCCAGAAACAACAAUUUUUUUAUAUUUAUUGCCAUGCAGUCAUGUAGUUUUGGAGCAUAUUUGUUUGUUCUUCAUAAUACUUUGUGGAAAAUAUUAUCUCAAGGACCAGAAGUUCUUUAUCACAAAAGUCUAACAUGUUUGUGUUUCACUUGGCAUUUAGGGGGAAAAAUGUGUUGGUCAGUUCAUACAAAGGGGAAAUCCAAAGUGAACUAGCUCAAUCAUCUCUCCUUUGGACAGGCAUUACUUUCCGUUGAUCUUGGUGACAGUAAUUGUUUUGUUUUAAGGAUGGACCCUAGCAAAGUAGAGCACAUUUUGCACUCAUUUCAGCUCCUGAAUAAAGACGUGCUCCAGCGGUAAUCUGUUUUGUAUCCUCCUUUGUUUAAAAUGGUUGUCUGGAACCAUAUUUCCAUUAUCAAGCACAGCAUGUUUCGGAACAGGGUGUUACAUAAUAAUACAUGUUCUACCAAUCAAUCUACGUUGAUGAAAAAGUCCUGGAGACAAUCACUUUAACCUUUGGUUAUGAAUAAAACAAUCACAAUUUAA
Molecule: messenger RNA, 6426 nt
Organism: Clarias gariepinus (North African catfish)
Lineage: Eukaryota; Metazoa; Chordata; Actinopteri; Siluriformes; Clariidae
Gene: fndc1
Product: fibronectin type III domain containing 1
Exons: 23
Coding region: 1-4929 (1642 amino acids)
Molecular function (GO): protein binding
Source: RefSeq, a predicted model, not a curated record